AUGACAUCUUUGUAUUCCUGCUAAGCACACGAGCUGGAGGACUGGGUAUCAAUCUCACUGCUGCAGAUACAGUGAUUUUUUAUGACAGCGACUGGAACCCCACUGUGGACCAGCAGGCCAUGGACAGAGCCCACCGCUUGGGGCAGACAAAGCAGGUUACUGUGUACCGACUCAUCUGUAAAGGCACCAUUGAGGAACGCAUUCUGCAGCGAGCCAAGGAGAAGAGUGAGAUUCAGCGGAUGGUGAUUUCUGGUGGGAACUUCAAACCAGAUACCUUAAAACCCAAAGAGGUGGUUAGUCUUCUUCUAGAUGAUGAAGAGCUGGAAAAGAAAUUGAGACUGCGGCAAGAAGAGAAACGGCAGCAGGAGGAAACCAACCGAGUCAAAGAGCGCAAGCGCAAGCGGGAGAAGUAUGCAGAGAAGAAGAAAAAGGAAGAUGAAUUGGAUGGUAAAAGGAGAAAGGAGGGUGUGAACCUAGUGAUCCCAUUUGUUCCCUCGGCUGAUAACUCCAACCUCUCUGCUGACGGGGAUGACUCCUUCAUUAGCGUGGACUCGGCCAUGCCCAGCCCUUUCAGUGAGAUCUCCAUCAGCAGUGAGCUGCACACCGGCUCCAUCCCCCCGGACGAGAGCAGCAGUGAUAUGCUGGUCAUCGUGGAUGACCCAGCCUCCUCAGCCCCCCAGUCUCGGGCCACCAACUCUCCUGCUUCCAUAACAGGCUCCGUUUCAGACACUGUGAACGGAAUUUCCAUUCAGGAAAUGCCAGCCGCAGGACGUGGUCACUCAGCUCGAAGCCGAGGCCGCCCCAAAGGUUCAGGAAGCACAGCCAAAGGAGCCGGGAAAGGCCGGAGCCGGAAGUCCACCGCAGGCAGUGCUGCCGCAAUGGCAGGAGCCAAAGCAGGGGCCGCGGCGGCCUCAGCAGCCGCCUAUGCUGCAUACGGGUACAAUGUGUCUAAAGGAAUCUCUGCCAGCAGUCCUCUGCAGACGUCUCUUGUUCGGCCUGCUGGCCUUGCUGACUUUGGACCUUCAAGCGCCUCUUCUCCCUUGAGUUCCCCUUUGAGCAAAGGAAAUAAUGUUCCUGGGACUCCCAAGAACCUCCACUUGACCAGCAGCCUAGCCCCAGACUCCCUGGUCCGGAAACAGGGCAAAGGCACCAACCCCUCUGGAGGACGGUAACCACCUGGACCUUCUGGCUUCCUUCAACCAAACCAGGGGCCAGAGUCCUGGCCCACAUAUGGUCUUUGGAUGGCUUGCCCAGUGCAGUGUCUUACAUCCCAGGUCAGAGGGCAGAGAUGACCAGUUGCAGCAAGGGAAGGACAGGCAGGUGGUUGGUGUGAGCACUUUUCUCACCUGUGUCUCAAGAGGAGUGCUCUGGGGGGCCUAUGAGGAAGAAGGCCCAAGGACAGAGAUCGGCCUCGCAGCAUCUCUAGUGAACUUUACAGCCACAUCUUAAACCUCGCACUGGGGAAGGGCCUGACAUAGACCCCCUGUAGAUGCUCAGGCACACAGUCUCCAUCCCCAUUCCACUUGGGCUCUGGUCAUGUCCCUUGCAGAGGCUCUGCAAGUGCUGUGAAGAACCUUCCACAGUGGAGACCUCUUUUAGGGCUGUGAUUUCCUGUCGGGCUAGGAAGGGAGGAAAUCCUGUAUCUGGCAUCCUCGGUCUUUGGGCAGCUCCCCGGGUCUCCAGACUCCAUUUGCCAGUGUCAGCACCGAAGGGAACAGUGAGUGCGAAAAGGUUAGUGAGUGGCUCAUGAGGGUGACAGAGACUAGAGGAGGCAUGCCCGGAGGCACUUGUUUUCCCAGCAUUUCCUCCCCUGUCCUGCAUGGUUCAUGCCAGAGAACCUUCAGGUCCCACCAGCAACCGUAGCAGCAGCUUCCACUCCGGGACUCCCAGAAGCCAGUAAAGAAACCAGGAGCCAUCUCAAUCAGCAGGAGACAUCCUCACUGCCCCUCUUGCAGACUCCCCUUGCCCUUCCUGAAUGCACAGUCUCCCCACCCCUGCCCUUCAGCCCCCUGCUUGGCUGUAUGCACUGUCUAUAUUGCACUGAGAAAGGAAGGGACAGCAGGAGUGAGGCGGAGAGGAUGGAGAAAGGGCAAAGCUCAGUACCGACCCUCCUGGCCCCAGCCCCACCCGCCUCAGCUUGCGCCCCCCCCUCCCACAAGAGAGGCAAAGGGGUGGUGUUUGCAUGGGAGGUGUUUCUGCCUGCCCCCAGCCUGAUGUCCCUGGUGGAGCAGGUGCUUCCGGGCGGGCCAGCCUCUAAUUUGCACACCUGAAAAUCGCGGAAUUGAGUUUAGACAGAUUGAUUUUUAAAACUUUUUUUUGGAGUAGGGGUGAUAGGGGAAUCAUUUAAUUUAAAUCAUUAAGAUUCCCCUGCCCAAACCCAGACUCUUGUGUACAGAUGCUAUUUAGAGGGAAUCAGAAAAAUGCCAAGCCUUUUUUCUCUUUGAAUGUGCUGUCUAUUUUUAUAACUGAACUUGUACAUAUGUAUAAAGAGAGACACAUCUUUCUUUUACUAACUGGAGAAAAAAAUCUUAAAUAAAAUGGAGUGAGAUAAUUUUAUGUAAA
This is a messenger RNA of Leptonychotes weddellii (Weddell seal), 2562 nucleotides long. Lineage: Eukaryota; Metazoa; Chordata; Mammalia; Carnivora; Phocidae. The record is from RefSeq and is a predicted model, not a curated record.